Molecule: messenger RNA, 351 nt
Organism: Toxorhynchites rutilus septentrionalis
Lineage: Eukaryota; Metazoa; Arthropoda; Insecta; Diptera; Culicidae
Exons: 1
Coding region: 1-351 (116 amino acids)
Source: RefSeq, a predicted model, not a curated record
AUGAAACUGUUCGUUGGUGCUCUUGUUCUCUUCGCCUUGACGGCAUUGUGUAGUGCAUGGCCAGCAGCGGAAGGUCAAGUUCAGUUGAGUGAUGUUGUCGAUGUUCCUGCCCAGCAGAAUGGACCAGCUGUGGAGCGUGUCAAACGUCAGUUUGGAUUUGGUGGUCCUGCAUUUGGUCUAGGCGGUUUCGGUUUCGGUGGACCCGGUGGUUAUUAUGGUGGACGCCCAGGUGGAUAUUAUGGCGGAAGACCAGGUGGUUACUAUGGCGGAUUCGGUGGACCAGGCUAUUACGGAGGGCAUGGAGGACAUGGAGGACAUGGAGGACAUCACCAUGGAUAUCACCGAGGUUGA